AGCAGUCAUAAAAAAUACACAGAAGAAGACGAAGAGCUUGAAACGAAACAUUCUUUCGACUGUAUCAACUUCUGCAGCUCAACAUACGCAAAAUGACUUGUUUUAUGAAUUUCUUCACGUUUAUUUUCAAGGUAGUAACGUUGCCACUACAAUUAAUGGAAGUGGUUGGCAUAUAUGGCAUCUACAAGCGUUUCUUUCCAUUUCUAAUUUACAAGAUAUCUUUCACCUACAACAAGAAAAUGAACGACAAAAAGAAGGAUCUUUUCAGCAAUCUCUCAGAGUUCACCAAAGGCAAUGGCCCGCUUCGCAUUUUGGAGAUCGGUUGCGGAAGCGGGGCUAACUUUGAAUUCUACCCGUCUGGUUGCAAGGUGGUUUGCACCGACCCCAAUCCUCACUUCGAGAAGUAUCUACAAAAAAGUAUGGCUGUCAAUGAUCACCUAACAUUUGAAAGAUUUGUGGUCGCUUCCGGAGAGGACAUGGGGGCAGUGAAAGAUGACUCUGUGGACGUUGUCGUCUGCACGCUGGUGCUGUGUUCUGUCAACAACAUACCGCGAACAUUGCAGGAGGCGCAUCGCAUAUUGAGGCCUGGUGGUGCUCUGUACUUUUUAGAGCAUGUCGUGGCAGACCCAUCCUCUUGGACAUACUUCUUCCAGCACGUCCUUCAGCCGAUAUGGUACUACUUUGGGGAUGGAUGUGAAGUAGUCAGGGCGACAUGGAAACAUCUGGAGACUGCUGGGUUCUCUGAGCUCAAACUGAGGCACAUCGAGGCACCACUCAACUUCAUGAUCAAACCACAUAUUAUAGGCUAUGCUGUCAAGUAAAGUUUGACAACAAAAAAAUCAAAAAAGCACUUGCACAUCUGAGUUAUCUCGUUGCAAGUGUGUGGGGAAUAAUGUGAUGACAGUUUAAAGAAAAAAUAAACCCGCACAGUGCUCUUGCUUGUAUCACUUGUUCCUAUGCAGGCUUUAAUAUAAUACGUCAUAAGCAAGAGUGCGGGUUUCUCUUUUCUUUACAGUAAAGUUUGAUACAAAUCUCUGGUCUUAGGCCUAUCCCAGCAACUGUUUAAAAAUAAUUGUUGACACUUUUAUGUAUUCAGUGUAAUUUUCUAACCUAUAUUUUACCAGGUAAGUUGACUCAGAACACGUUAUUAUUUAACUUGGGGAAUAGCUAUUGGGGAUGAAUGAGCCAAUUGGAAGCUAGGUAUGAUUAGAUGGCCAUGACAGUCAGAUUGGGAAUUUAGCCAGGACACUGGGGUUAACAUCACUGCUCUUACAAUAAGUGCCAUGGGAGUCAGGACACCUGUUUAACGUCCCAUCCAAAAGACCGCACCCUACACAGGGCAAUGUCCGUAAUCACUGCCCUGGGAUAUUUUUAUUGACCAGAGGAUAGAGUGCCUCCUACUGGCCCUCCAACACAACUUCCAGCAGCAACUGGUCUCCCAUCCAGGGAAUGACCAGUCCAACCCUGCUUAGCUUCAGAGGAAAGCCAGCAGCAUACCACUGUGUUGUUUUGGGCACUUUUAGUUAUUCAAGAAAAGUACUUAAUACACACUCCCUGUAUAUGCCAUUUUAAGAGAUCACCUCUGUGUAACCAAAUGGGGCAACAAGCUGUUUUUUCUUUAGGGAGAGUGGAGGCUCAGAAUGCUAGGAGAAGAGGACCGCUGUCAUCUAGUGGAUAUAAACUCUAACCAAUAGGCCACCACCUGAUCAGAUAAACUCUGGGUCUGAGACCUGUUCCAUAGGGAUAAUCUCAAUUGGAUACUCAAGUCCUCCUCUCUACCUUCUCAAAAUCCAUUGGAUGAGAAAGCUAGAUGUCCCGCCACUCAAACAUUCUCCUCCAACAGGUUAUGAGGAGAGGGAGAAAGGAUGUGAGGAGUAUGCAAUUCUCCCAUAGUUUAGUUUGGCAUUUCCUCAAUUCCUCCUGGCAUUACAGUGCUUUCAUAAAGUAUUCACGCCCCUUGAUUUUUUCCCACAUUUUGUUGUGUUACAGUCUGAAUUUAAAAUGGAUUAACUUGAGAUUUUGUGCCACUGGCCUACACAUAAUACCCCAUAAUGUCAAAGUGGAAUUGUUUUUUGAAAUUUGUUCACAUUAAUUAAAAAUGAAAAGCUGAAAUAUCUUGAGUCAAUAAGUAGAAUAUAAAAGCAGACACUGAAUAUCCCUUUGAGCGUGGUGGAGUUAUGAAUAACACAGUUUCAUUUAAUUUGUCAUUUCUCCCAAUUGAUAAUUAGUAUCUCAUCACUGCAUCUCGAUUACGGACUCAGGAUAGGAAAAGGUCAAGAGCUGAAACACAACCAAACCAAGCCGCACUGCCCACUUAACCUGGAAACUAGCCACACCAUUGUGUCAGAGGAAAACACUGUACACCGUGUCAGCAUGCAUGCACCCAGCAUGCCACAGGAGUCUCUAGAGCGUAGUGGGACAAGGACAACCCUACCAGCCAAACUCUCCCCUAACCCGGACGACGCUGGGCCGAUUGCGCGCCACCCCAUGGGUCUCCCGGUCGCAGCUGGCUGCGACAGAGCCUGGACUCGUAGUGGUCUAAAGCCUAACUCCGUUGCCAGAGAGGAAGGAAACCACUCAGGGAUUUCACCAUGAGGCCAACAGUGACUUUAAAACAGUUAAGAGUUUUAUGGCUGUGAUGGAAGACUGAGGAUGGAUCAACAACAUUGUAGUUACUCCACAAUACUAACCUAAAUAACAGAUUGAAUACAGAAUACAAAUAUUCCAAAACAUGCAUCCUGUUUGGAAUAAGGCACUAAAGUAAAACUGUAGAAAAUGUGGCAAAGUAAAAUAACUUUGUCCUAAAUACAAAGCUUCACUUAAUAUUUUCAAGCAUGAUGGUGGCUGCAUCAUAUUAUGGGUAUCCUUGUCAUCGACAAGGACUAGGGAGUUCUUUAAGAUGAAAUAUAUAUACAAUAGAGUUAAGUACAGGCAAAAUGUUUGAGCUGGGCCACAACAUUAAUGCUUGUCUGCUUGCUCAGGACAAGUAGACAAGCAGACUAUAGAUUUUAGUUGUCCGAAUGGACAAUAUAAAACAAAUAGGCUCCUGAACAGAAUUGGAUUAAAGUGUCCUCCGGAUGUGUUGCUCACUGUCUUCCCAAUGUCUGGAGACUGCAUUGACAGGCACAAGUGGUCUUUCAACCAUGCAGUCGCGAGAUGCGUUUUCAAAUUUGUUGAUAAUUAUUGUUUGUGGUGAUUUUCCCAGUUAUAGCAAAUUUGGUAACACUUUACUUGACACCCUGUGUCAUAACAUGUUAUAACAUAACGUUGUCAUGUCAUAAUAGCUAGCAUAACCUGUCAUUACCCAUAUAUUUACACCUGUUGUAAUAUAAGAGUGUCAACCCACAUUUAUAAAAAAAAUAAUAAUAAUAAUCCUUGCCAAGAAGUUUUCUUUCGUUUUGAAAGUUUUUCUUAAAUCCUUUGUUGUAAUUAAUUAUUUACAGUCAUGUUUUUUUCAUCAUAUUUUAAAUAACUUUAUAACACUGUCAUGAAGCAUUAUGACCAUCCUGUGUCACUUUACUUGGACUAAGAAAAUACACUUUGACACUGUGAAGAAGCAUUAUGACCAUCAUAAUCAUAUAAGCCAGAUGGGCCUGUCACGUACAUGCCAUUAUAUCAGUCAAAAAGAGCGUGUCCUGUCCUGCUCCUGAAAUCUGCUCCUGCAUUCAACCCAGUCAUCUGCAACAGAGCAUUGGGGUAGGUGCAUGUCUGACAUCAAUGCGUGUGCAAUUACAAUGGUGAUAAUUGAAUAUGGUCAGUUUAAAAAAUACCUAUACAACAUAAACAUACAGUUGACACGUAGGCUUUGGGCAAUGGAAUGUUGUGCCUUGUGUGGUGGGUUUUGUGGGUUUUGACACUUAUGUACGUGUCAUAACCAGCCAUAAAAUAACUUCCAUGGUAGGAUUUGUGGGUUUUUACAUUGUUAUGUAGGGGUCAUAACCUGUGACAAAAUAACGCAAAAUAUGUCUCAACAGGUGUAAAUAUGUGUCAUGAGAGUGUUAUGACCUGUUAUGUCAGCUGUCAUCAAAUCAAAUUUGAUGUCACAUACGCCGAAUACAACAGGUAGACCUUACAGUGAAAUGCUUACUUACAAGCCCGACAAUGCAGUUUGAACAAAAUACCUAAAACAUAUAUAAUAAAAAGUAAGAGAUAAGAAUAACAAAUAAUUGAAGAGUAGCAGUAAAUAACUAUUGCGGGGCUAUAUAAUGUCAAUGUCAGUGUGUAGGGGCACCGGUGUCGAGGUAAUUGAGUUAAUAUGUAGGUAGAAGUAUUAAAGUGACUAUGCAUAGAUAAUAACCAAAAGUAGUAGCAGCAGCGUUCUGAGGGAGGGGGGGGGCAAUACAAAUAGUCUGGGUAGCCAUUUGAUUAGCUGUUCAGGAGUCUUAUGGCUUGGGGGUAGAAGCUAUUUAGGAGCCUCUUGGACCUAGACUUGGCGCUCCGGUACCGCUUGCCAUGUGGUUGUAGUCUUUGCCAAUUUUUAGGGCCUUCCUCUGACACCGCUUGGUAAAGAGGUCCUGGAUGGCAGGAAGCUUGGCCCCGGUGAUGUACUGGGCCUUACGCACUACCCUCUGUAGUGCCUUGCGGUAGGAGGCCGAGCAGUUGCCAUACCAGCCGGUGAUGCAACCGGUCAGGAUACUCUCGAUGUUGCAGCUGUAAAACCUUUUGAGGAUCUGAGGACCCAUGCACAACAUCUCUGCUUCUCACUAUCACGCAUUAGUUUCGCUUCCCCACCCGCCAUUUUUAAAAAGACCCGACGGUGCGCAUUGCCUUCUUGAAUUAUGCAGAAACGGGUUUAGGUCAUGUCAUUUAUUUUGUUGUAAAGAGGAGAAAGUGUGCUUUACAAUGGUAUUGACAUUACAGUUGAUCUGGAAGUAUUAUGUUUUGGGGGCGCUAAAAUAAGGUCAAUUGUACAGGCGAUGUACAAAAGUGAGUGAGUUUACGUUAGCUAGCUUGGAAGCUGACAGGCAAAAUGUGGCUAGCAGUAGUUUCUCUGCUAGCAUGAAAACAAGUGCAGAAAAUGCUGUACAAUAACAAAAUAUGACUAAAACAUUGAGAACUCUGUUGGGAAACAUUAGGAAACAAAUACUGUACUCAUAGUUCUUGCUUCCCAAACAGUGAAGGAUAAAACAGUUAGAAUAAUAAUGUUAGCUGAACUUGGUAGUUAAUUAACACUGCAAGCCUGCGCUAGCUAUGACAUCAUCAGUCGCUCUUAAAGGGACAGACUUUCUUAAAGGUGAAUAAAACAAAAAUUAAUAUAGAACGGUUGUCUCCAAUUAACAAACAUGUAAUUUACAUGUUGUUGUAUUGUACUGGAACUUAUGACAACAAACUAUACUUUUGGGGUUCAAUUAAGACAAAAGUUCUGAUACAAUUACAAGCAUACCCAUAACAUGAUCCAGCCAUCACUCAAUAAUGUGUUGUAUUGGAUUUGCCCCAAACAUAACACUUUGAAUUCAGGAAAAGUUAACUGCUUUGACACAUUUUUUUUGCAGUUUUACUUUACUGCCUUGUUGCAAACAGGAUGCAUGUUUUGGAAUAUUUUUUUAUUCUGUUCAGGCUUCCUUUUUACUCUGUCAAUUAGGUUAGUAUUGUGGAGUAACUGCAAUGUUGAUCCAUCCUCAGUUUUCUCCUAUCACAGCUAUUAAACUCUGUAACGGGUUUAAAAUCACCAUUGGCCUCAUGGUGAAAACUGUGAGCUGUUUCCUUUCUCUCCAACAGCUGAGUUAGGAUGGACGCCUGUAUCUUUGUGUUACUUGGUGUAUUGGUACACCAUCCAAAGUGUAAUUAAUAAUUCACCAUGCUCAAAGGGAUAUUCAAUGUCUGCUUUUUUUUUAUCCAUCUACCAUUAGGUAGGCCGUCAUUGUAAAUAAGAAUUUGUUCUUAACUGACUUGCAUUGUUAAAUAAAAUUAAAUAAAUGGGUGCCCUUAGCGAGGCAUUGGAAAACC
Molecule: messenger RNA, 5946 nt
Organism: Oncorhynchus keta (chum salmon)
Lineage: Eukaryota; Metazoa; Chordata; Actinopteri; Salmoniformes; Salmonidae
Product: putative methyltransferase-like protein 7A
Exons: 2
Coding region: 93-821 (242 amino acids)
Molecular function (GO): S-adenosylmethionine-dependent methyltransferase activity
Source: RefSeq, a predicted model, not a curated record